Molecule: messenger RNA, 522 nt
Organism: Tinamus guttatus (white-throated tinamou)
Lineage: Eukaryota; Metazoa; Chordata; Aves; Tinamiformes; Tinamidae
Source: RefSeq, a predicted model, not a curated record
UGCACCCCCGUGUGCUGCGCCCUCUGCACCUGCAUCCCCGCCUGCUGCACCUCUUGCACCCCCGUCUGCUGCGCCCUCUGCACCUGCAUCCCCGCCUGCUGCCCCCUCUGCACCUGCAUCCCCGCCUGCUGCCCCCUCUGCACCUGCAUCCCCGCCUGCUGCCCCCUCUGCACCUGCAUCCCCGCCUGCUGCCCCCUCUGCACCUGCAUCCCCGCCUGCUGCCCCCUCUGCACCUGCAUCCCCGCCUGCUGCCCCCUCUGCACCUGCAUCCCCGCCUGCUGCCCCCUCUGCACCUGCACAUCUGCCCCGUCUGCCUCUGCCCAUCCUUGCUGCCGGUAUCCGCACUUUUCUCCAGCGCUGUCUGCAGGCUGCUGCUCCCCCCGGCACCUCGCUGUCCCCCCAGCCCCACAGGACCUUUCCCUGCUCCCUGCUUCGCUGCCCAACCUGUCCCUGCUGUCCCCAGAGCGAAGCGUGGGCCUGGACAGACGGCUCCAAGCUGCACUACUUAGCCUGGGACGAUGA